AGCUGUAUCUGAGUUGAUAAUAAGUUGGGUUGGAGUACAACGACGACGACACUCUCAUCUCAUUCAGCUCAAACACAAUGGCAGAAGAAUCCCAAAUUCAACACUCACAUUCUCAACAACAAGAGCAUUUCGACAACAAAACCGGUGACAAAACAGGAAUUACCAAGCCCAGUGGACAAGUUCACCGAGAUGGAGAUUACCAUCGCGCAGUUCACGUUUGGAUUUUCGCCGAGAGCACACAGCAGUUACUUCUCCAACGUCGUGCUACUCGCAAAGAUUCACGGCCUGAUCUUUGGGACAUUUCUAGCGCCGGUCACAUCUCUGCCGGUGAUUCCGCUCUCGUCACUGCUAGGUACUUCAAAUACUCAAUUUUCAUUUCUCUCUGAGUAGAAAUUUAGUUCCCCAGUUUGUCUCACAUGCAAAAUGGAUAGAUGACAU
Messenger RNA from Vicia villosa (hairy vetch), 438 nucleotides. RefSeq names its product nudix hydrolase 3-like. The record is from RefSeq and is a predicted model, not a curated record. Bases 78 to 386 code for a protein of 102 amino acids. Gene Ontology annotation, cellular component: cytoplasm. Gene Ontology annotation, molecular function: isopentenyl-diphosphate delta-isomerase activity. Gene Ontology annotation, biological process: isopentenyl diphosphate biosynthetic process. Lineage: Eukaryota; Viridiplantae; Streptophyta; Magnoliopsida; Fabales; Fabaceae. The transcript has 2 exons.